AGGCCCUUAAUUUGGCUAUGUCUCUUUAAGAUUCCCGUAUUUUUAGAAAAUACCCCACAUCCAACAUGGUGCCACCGUCACCAAAUUACAUGCCUCUCUGUGAGACAACAGUCUGACGGCCAACAGCAUGCAACUCAGAUAGUGUCCCAACUACAUCUUCGGCCAAGUGUUACAUGCAAUCACAAGGGGCAAAUGACACAACAGCGUAAAAUCCCCCCUAGCCAAAACAAAUGACAAAAGGGAAAGGAGCAUGGCAGGCUACGGAUCAAUUCCAUCACCCAAUAGCUCCCUCGAUCAACAGGCCCCAUCUCGGUCAAGCUCAAAAAAAAAAAAGAUAUACGUAGUAGCAAGAGAUUCAUCAACCAGGAAGAUUAGUGCCUAGCUUAAACGGAUUUAAGAAGGUUCAGUUCGGCAAUUUGAACCUGAGAGUGGUUAAUUCAUGAUCAGAGAGGGCUUUUAUACGAAUCUGCAGUUGUUAAGUUCAUGGCGAACAAACAGUCAUCAACCGGUCAAAGACCAUUGAAUGAAGAUGAGGUGAAAAGAUUUGAUUAUUCCUGAAUAAUCAAAAGGUAGGUCAAUUGUAAGAAGACCGCUAAAAGAUUGGAUUAUUAGUUUCCAUUUUCCGUAUUGUUUUUGAAAAUGUGGUUGAAUGUUGUUUACUUUUGUGUUUUUUCUUCUUCUGAUUCUGUGUUUAUGAACAAUGAUCAUCUCCUAAUGUAGCACAAGCAGAAGAAUUUCUACCUUACUUUCUAUGUUGCCUCUAUUUGGGCUAGUCUUUGUUUAUACAUUGGUGGAGAUUCUGGACUCUCCACUUCUGAAAAGCUGUAGAACGUUUCCAGUAUCAAAUUUAUGAAAAAAAUAUACUACCUGUUUUAGACAUAAGUGGUGCAAUGAUGUCACUAGUCUCACAAUUGUGGUACUCUAAAACUAGACAUACGUUUCAGUUUUUACUAAAAGAAAACAAUAUAUUUUACGUAUGCAAUUUAUAGUUAUAUACAGUAAACCUGAGUUUUAUAAAGCUGAGGUGUCGCUUUCUUAUUGGUUAAUGCGAAUAAUAAUUAAUAAUUAUUAAUACUUUAAGGCCCUGUUUGGUUGGAGGGUUUCGGAGGGGAGGGGAGGGGAGGAAAGUGGGGGAUUUGUGUGUGUUUGGUUGAAGGAAAUAGGGGGAAGGGGAGGAAAAUGGAAGGCUUUCCAAAUCUUCCACUUUCUCCCAUUCUAAACCCCCCAAAUCGGGGCAUUUCGGAGGAAACGUGUUGAUAACUACAAACUAUCCAUCUCCGUGAAUGAACAAAACGUUAUACUACGUAAUAUAAAAAGGUAAAAAACAAAAAGUUUUGAAAAACUAAAAAAUUAAAAAAUUAAAAAAUUUAAAGAUUAAAAAAUUUAAAAAUUACAAAUUUGAAAAAUUAAAAAAUAUAAAAAUUAUAAAAUAAAAAUUUUAAAAAUUAAAAAUAAAAAAAUUUAAAAAAUAAAAAAGAAAAAAUUAGAAAUUCCAAACUGAAAAAUGAAAAAUUAUAAAAUUAAAAAAGUAAAAAAUCAAAUAAAAUAAAAUUAUGACUCAUGACCAUAGGAGUAAUAUUCACAAUAGUUAGACAUGUAUCUAUUUUUUUAAGUAAGCUAUCAAAUAAAAGUAAAUUGCGGAAAUAUUUUCAUUAAACCUUUCCUCUUAUUUUCUCCAACCAGUCACAAUUUUUUAUCAAAAUCCUUCCUUCCCCUUCCCUUCCCUCCUUGACUCUCCCCUUCCCUCCCCUCCUUUGAACCAAACAAGGCCUAAAGCAUUAAGUAAUUCAUUCAUUAAAUGCUACGAGAUAAACUAGCUAGGGCCGGACUCCUAAGCAGGGGCGGAGCGAAGGGGCGGUCAGGGUGAUCAGCCGACCCCACUGAAAGUUUAAGAGUAUAGAGCUCUGAAAUAUCUUCGGUUUGAUAUAUUAUGGCCCUCGUAACUCAUUACGAGUAAAAAGUUAUGACUUAUGGAAAAUCAGCACUACCUAAACGUAAAAUCAGCAAAACUUUGAUGCAUACUAUAGAUUAAAAAAUAGGGUAUAAUUCACUCAAUACUUACAUGACACGACUCGGAAACAGAACAAAAACAAUCUAUCUUAUUGCAUCGAGUGUCUAUUUAUCUAAACUGCAUAUGAAAUAUUCAACUCCGACAUUGUUUAAAAACGAUCCACCAUUUUCAUUCUAAAGAUAGGUAGAGUUUCGACCCCCUGAACCAUUUUUCUGGCUCCGCUACUGCUCCUAAGUGUACUCUACUAAUUAAUUAAAUGCUUAAACUUCACACUAUAUAUAAUCCCCACAUGCUAGAAACAUGUUAUCGUUACUUUUAAUUUUUUUUUAUUAAAUACAUAUCCACAAUAAAAAAUUAAAUACGUACAUAUCUAAUAGGAGUCUACUCUCUUUAAAAUGCUAUUUUUAGAUGUCAAAUUUAUUAAAUUCAUUUUUUCAGCGAUAAGCUUCUUUUAGUCAUCUUUCUAAAUACUUCAUUACUAAUUUCAUUUUUAGUGCAUUAGAAGACCAAACUAGCUAUUUAGUAACAUCAACUAUUAUUGUGUAACAUCAAGUCACAAAUAUAACUUAGCAAAUACUCCCCUGUGCUCGAUAGAACUUGAUGUUUGCUUUUGACACGGUAUUUUAAGAGCUCAAUUAAUAGAAGAACAAAUGUAUUGCAUGCCCUUUGACUUUUGGGAAGAAGUAAAGAUAUCCUCACAAAUGUAAAAAGUGAAUGAGUAGUGAAGGGUAGUUAGGACAUUUAAUGUAAAAGGAGUUUCCUAAAAAGGAAACGUAAACGAGUAAAUAGGACGUCCCAAAAAGGAAAGUGACCAUGUUACACUAAAUAUUGAUGAUCAUACUAAAGUAACACCCGGGUGUAACACCCUGGACUAAAAAUCUACAUUUUAUGUUUAUCAUCAGUUAUAAAAAAUGUUAAAUCUACUACUGAUAGAGUAUAUCUAGAAAGAAGUGAGAGCUAGAGAGAGAAGUAGUAUAUUUGCUUGGUAUUAAUGAAUUCUGAACCCCUACAACUACUCCCAAGGGGAGUAUUUAUAGAGAAAAUACGAGCUCGACUCCCAAGCCUUGGGCUUGGGAGGCCCAUUUACAACUGGACCGCUACUGGGCCGAAUACAAAGCCACUAAUGGGCUGUACAAAUGAGUAAGUGUAGAAUCCGGUUCUGUGGAGUCUUCGUGGCCGACGAGGGCGUGGCCGACGAGGGCACGGCCGACGAGGGCACUCGGGUUCCUUGGCUUCAGGACCAUAAUCUGAGUUGGCACCUUUUCGGCCGACGGGGGUCCCUUGGCCAACGAGGGCGCCACUCUGUGUCUUGUGCUUUCUGUUCUUCCGAGUAUGUGGGUCCGGGGGCUCAGACCCAUAUACUCCAUCAGGAGUCUCCCACUCUCUAAGCUGAGACGUAGACGAAGUGAAGGAGAGUAGAUUCUCGUGCUUUAGUGCUUUUGGCCGACGCGGGCAUUCCCAGGCCGUCAGCUGUUGCGGCGUUGGUGUUGUUUCCAUUUUGGUGAUCCUGUUCUGUGCCUUGGCCGUUACCUGCUCCUCGCUGUGGGCGGGGAGGCCGUUGUUUCCUUGAUGUGUUCAUUUGGGGACGAUAAGUGUCCUACUUCAAUGGUGGCCGUUGAAGGCAUGCUUUCCCUUUCUUGGACGUCGAUGGUUGAAGUUUUACGUUCAAGCCGAUGAGGUCACUGAGGUUGAACCUUGCUUUGAGGACGAUGGCGUCCUUUCCUUUGGGUGGCCGAUGAGGGUGUUUGCGCUCCUUUUGGCCGUCGCUGAUUGGCUUUCCUGUUCUUGGCCAAAGAGCCCAUCAUGAUUAACUGUUGGCGGAGGACGAUGAGUGUCCUUGACUUAGGUGUCCAGUUGGCCGUUGCUGAUGACGUUAUGUGCCUUUGGCCGACGAGGCCAUGCUUUGUGGUACAUGGCCGAUGUGGCCAUGCUUUGUGGUUACAUUUUUGUUGAGGCCGGUGUAGUCCCCCAGUCCCCCACUGCUUCAGGCCGAAGAGUGUGAGGGGUGAAGGAGUUGCUUGAGUCCCAGGCCGAAGCGGCCUCUCCGUAGUGCCCCUGAAUCCAACCCUUAUGGCGAUUUUCUGGCCAAGGUAACCCUGUGGGAGAACCCUUGUGCGCAGAUCGCUUGUAAAGAGUUAUCAUCAAGGGUCGUUACGAGGAGCCGAUGGCUGUGGGUUCUUUGUUCCUUUGGUCCUGUGGCCGUCCAUUAUGUUCCUGGCCGUUGUCAUCUCCCUAUUGUUGGCAUUUGUGAAUUUGGCAAGUAAAUAGGCCGUUGUGGGCGCUUGCUGGCACUUGUGAAGCCGGCAAGCGUAUAGGCCGUAGAGUCUGUUUUGCCGGUGGGUUCUUGAUGUGUAGCUUGUCCCGUUGGUGACGUGGUGGCCUCUCAUUGGUGGCCGUUGAUGUGGCCAUUGGGAGGGUGCCACGUGUAGUGACCGUUGGGUGGGGGGUUCUAUAAAUACCCCUCCCCCUCCGACGAGAAAACUCAUUUGCAUUCUGAGUUUGUCGAAGUGCUGGCCGGAUUUCAAGAGAGAUAAACUCUCAAGCUUGUUCUUCGUGUUCUUCGUGUUCAAGGUUAGUGUUCAUCGAAAUCCUCUCUGUACUUUGCAUGUUUUGCUUCCUAGGCUAGUGAUCUAGUGUUAGGCCCUUGAAUAUCCUUAGAUCUUGAAGUAGGCUGCAGUAUAUCCGAGAUAGUGUUUAAGAUGAAAAACUUCAACGAAGAGUACUAUCUCUAUGACGACGAGCCCUCUGCCCAGUCCCUUGAUUAUGAGCUGGUCGAGGAGUUCUGUGAGGAGCUUGAGAAUCUGAGUUCGUUCCGGACCGGGGAGCCGGCCGAGGAGGACCGUGCAGACGAGGGGUCCGCGUCAUCGUCUGGGGGUGAGGAAGCAGGGGUCUCCCGAACUGCUGAUGGGGCGUCCACGUCGGCUGCCAUCCCCUGCCCGAAACCUGUGUCUGCUGUGAAGGGCGUUGCGCCGCCGAGGAGGGUGAGGAGGCCGAAGAGAGGGUCGGCCUUUUCUAACCUUGACUUGACGAACAUCUACGUUAUCAGGCCGGAGAGUAAUGCGGGGGAAUACCUGGUCGCCCAAAUGUAUGUGGGGCCGUAUGGUAGGGUUAGGGCCCCCAGGCCGAUGGACCAUGUCCUCAAUCCCCCCCCCCCCCCCCCGGGCUACUUCGGAGUGUACCCGAUGAGUUUUGCUAAAGGACUUAGGUUCCCGCUUCAUCCCUUUAUCACUGAGUACCUGGAUAUGGUGGGGCUCCCUCCGGCCUUGUUGACGCCGAAUAGCUACUCGCUCAUCGUCGGCUUCCUCCUGCGGUGUGCUG
Messenger RNA from Cuscuta europaea, 5329 nucleotides. NCBI's taxonomy places the organism in Eukaryota, Viridiplantae, Streptophyta, Magnoliopsida, Solanales, Convolvulaceae. The record is from the annotation of a GenBank genome assembly.